Molecule: messenger RNA, 3910 nt
Organism: Oryza sativa Japonica Group (Japanese rice)
Lineage: Eukaryota; Viridiplantae; Streptophyta; Magnoliopsida; Poales; Poaceae
Product: putative disease resistance protein RGA3
Biological process (GO): defense response to other organism
Molecular function (GO): ADP binding
Source: RefSeq, a predicted model, not a curated record
AAGCAACAACCAGCAGGAACACAGCUUGCUCCGGCCGGCCACUCCCCUCCACGGAGAACUUUCCCCGAGCAUUAAAGAAUUUUCGCGGGGCGAGGAGCCGACGCGAUCGAAUGGAAAUUGCAGAAGAGCCGCUCCUGCUCGCCGCGUUGCGCAACGCCGGCCGCGCCGUUCUGAUCCUGCGGUUCCAGAUUCGACUGCGUCGCGCAAGUUUGUUUCUUGGCGCGGUUUGCAGGUGGAGCUGGGUUUCAAGAUUUCGAAAGAGAAAGUCUCAAGUGAGUUUUGAUGGAGACAAUUCUAGCUGGUUACACCAAGGAUGUUGUCAGGUCACUUGGUGAGUUAGCUGCUAACGAGAUCGCCAAAGUGCUCUGCGUCAAAAAUGAAAUCAACAAGCUUAAGAGGAAGCUUGAGACCAUGUCGGCUAUCAUCAGGGAUGCUGAGCAGACAGUUGUGCAGUAUGAAACCACAAGGGAUUGGUUGAAGCAGUUGAGAGGAAUAGCUUAUGAGGCAGAAAACAUAAUUGACCGCUGCAGGAUUGAACAAGAGAGGCUCCAAAUGUUCCAACCACAGGAGUGCAAUCCUUCAUCGCUUUUUAAGUGCUGCAGAGAUGUCGCUGUUGACUACAUUAUAGCAAAUGAUAUACAUGAACUAAAUCAGGAACUGGAGAGCAUUAGAUCAGAGAGUACACUGCUCCAUCUGAAUCCAGUGGCAGAAGAUCAAAUCAGAUUAGAUCUUGAUGUUGCUCCACAUCUUGAGCCUGAUAUCGUAGGCAGAGAGGUUGAGAAUGACUCCGAUAAUCUCAUACAGCUGCUAACCAGAGACUAUAAUACUACUUGUCCUUUGUUUGCUAUCAUAGGAACUAUUGGAGUAGGCAAGACUACCCUUGCUCGUAAAGUAUACCAUAAGGCAGCAGCCAUGUUUGAGACCAGGCUAUGGGUACACGUCUCCAAAGAUUUGCGGCACUUAACAAUGUGGUCUGAUGGGAUGUUCAGUAAAGCAGAAAUUGCAGAACAACAAGCACUGUUGCUAUCAUAUUUACAAGAUAAGAGGUUCCUGCUGGUCAUUGAUGAUGUAUGGGGAGAGAAUGUUUGGGAUGGGCGGCUAGAGAUACAAGCCCAACAUGGCGCCCCUGGCAGUAGAGUCCUUGUGACAACCCGGGAUGAGCGUGUUGCUAGGAGGAUGGGGGCUAUCCAUCUUCACCGUGUGAAGAUGCUGAAUGAGGAUGAUGGUUGGUGGUUGCUUCGUACAAGGGCCUUUCUUGAUGAGGGUGCUGGCAACAUGCAGGACAUGGGAAGACGAAUCGUGCAAAAGUGCAAUGGCCUUCCAAUGGCAAUAAGGAGGAUUGGAUGCCAUCUACGGGAUGUGGAUCAUAAGGAGGAUGAAUGGGGAAGAGUCUACUCGAGCGAUUUCUGUGGCAUUUCUGCAAGGAUACGGAGCACUAUUAACAUGAGCUACCUGGAACUGCCAUAUUACCUUAAGAGGUGUUUUCUGUACUGUGCGUUGUACCCAGAGGGAUCUGUUAUCGAGCGGCAGUGCAUCACCCAGCAGUGGAUCGCGGAGGGAUUCAUUGUGACCCAGACAAACUCAACACAGAGGCACUCUGCAACAGUUGAAGAAGAAGCUGAAAGAUGUUAUGAUGAAUUGUUAGGAAGAGGCCUUCUUCUCCCAGAGAAUGAAGCUUGCGAUGUGGUGGGAUCAAAGAUGCCUCAUCUUUUCAGAUCAUUUGCACUCCUUCAGUCACAAGAUGAAAACUUUACUGGCAACCCUCAAGAUAUAGGUGAUGUUUUCAAACCAUGCCGUUUGUCUGUUACAAAUGGAGGUGUAGAAUCCAUUAGAAAUGGUCUUAAAAAGCUCAGGAACUUGAGGACACUUCUCCUAUCUGGGGGUACGCUAAAUGAUAGGGCCUUGAGUGAUAUUUUCCUAAAGUUCACACACUUAAGAGUUCUAGACCUUGGAAAUACACAGAUCGACUGUGUUACUGCGAGUUUGGGACGGAUGGCACACCUUAGAUAUCUUAGUUUUGCCAACACUCAAAUUAGAGAAAUUCCUGGUAGUAUUGAGAAUCUGAGGAUGUUGCGCUUCUUAAUCCUCAGGAACUGCAUUCGUCUUAAUUCUCUCCCAGAAUCUGUUGGCCGGCUAAAAAACUUGAGAAGCCUUGACAUGUCAGGUGCUGGACUAAAUAUUGUUUCAUUUAAAUUCUCCCAGAUGAGAGAACUCAACUGCCUACAAGGUUUCCUUGUAAGCCCAAGUGGUACACAAAAUAAAUGUGGCUGGCCUUUUCAGGAGCUGAGUUCCUUAUCUAAGCUGACAAGCCUCCAGAUGUUACGGAUAGAGAGGGAAUUAAAUGCGGAAGGUGCAAAACAAUCGGCAUUGCGAGAAAAGCGUCACCUCAAAGAGCUUGAGUUAUGCUGCAGCAUUGAUGAGCAAACAACACAGAUAGGUAGAGCCGAGAAUAUUAAAGAUGUUUUUGAAGAACUGGCGCCAGCACCUUCUGUUGUGUCUAUCAAGAUGGCAAAUUAUUAUGGACAUGAAUUUCCAUCUUGGCUAUCCUUUCCCGGUCUAUCAGAGUUGCAGAGGCUAACCAUUGAUGGUUGUUCACAUUGCUCGCAGCUGCCAUCUCUGGGCCAGAUGAGUAAUCUAAAAUACCUUGCAAUAAUCGAUUCUAAUUUGUCAGCUACCAUUGGCCCUGAACUUCGCGGAAAACCAGAUAAUGGAGUGGCAUUUCCCAAGCUGGAACAGUUGCUCAUCAGCGAGAUGAGCAACUUGAAGUCAUGGUCAGGUAUCGAAGAAGGAGAUAUGCCUUCACUAGUGGAUUUCAGGCUUGAAAGAUGCCCCAAGCUGGAUUCACUUCCUCGCUGGCUUGAGCAUUGUACUGCACUGAGAAGCUUGCGCAUAGAUCAUGCUGACAGCCUCAAAACAAUUGAGAAUCUGCCUUCACUUAGAGAACUUGAAGUUCACAGGAACAAAAAACUGAAGAGGAUCUUAAAUCUCGAAAGUCUUGAAGAUUUGAAAGUUGUGCAUUGCUUGGUUUUGAAAGUGGUACAUGGUGUCCCUUCAUUACGCGCUGUGCAUUCAGAUGACAGAAAUUCAACUGAGUUGCCACAAUGGUUGCAGCCACAACAGCCAUUCGUUCUCAAGAGAUUGGAUAUAAUUGGGACUGAAGAGCUACUAGAUAAAUGCUCCUCUGCCAGUAGCACAUAUUGGUCCGCCAUUCAACAUGCCGAUCAUGUCUUUGCCUAUCUGCCAGACGAUACUUUCUACUUCUCUUACACCAAAAGUAACAGCAACUUCCAUAGAAGCGCAAGGUCCCUUGCACGAUCUUUAUACAGUUCACAGAGCUUCGUUAUGCCUUCUAUUACGCCGAGCAAUGAUGUUAUUGUACCAGAAGAAAAUAUAAGGAGAAACAAGCGAAUAGAAAUAGGCCGAUCCAGGAGUCAGUCAUGGGUGAGGACUGAACUUUUCGCAGUUCUUCUGUUUGUUGCUGCCCACUUGUUUUUCUUGUCAACCACGCAUGCUUCUUCACAUUGAAUUCAGUCAGUUCAGGCAGAGUAAAUAUUGAUGAUUAUUCCAUGACCUUCUGAUGUACCAUUUUGUUGGCAAAAAAUUCAUCUUGUACCUGUGUUUGUUCUUGUAGCCUAUUUGAAAAAUAGUUUCAACUAGUCCAUAUUCCUUUCUUUUCAAUAUUUUCUAAGCUCCAAUUUGUUCUGCACCCAUUAGGUUGGACUGUGUAAUAUGUACUUUUGUCAAUGGUUACACCACUAGAAAAAUAUUUGUGUGCCUCUACCUCAUUUUUAGAGCAAAUAAAAUAAGAUCAUAUACUUUGUUUGAACAAGUGCAUCUUUGUAUUGUAAAGCAAUAUAUUUUUGCUAUGUGGAGCUAAGAGAUUGAUUAAUGUACUUUUUCUUUGACUCCA